CGGUACCAUUCGUCAGACGUGUUCUCGCGCCUUUUUGAAUAGUUAGAAAAUAAUAAAUAUUUCCGAAAAUGCAGUCCUCGCCGCCGCCGGACCACCUGCAAUCCUUCAACAAAAAGUGGGCCUCCGUGCUGCACAAAAUCUACCCGGAGUUUACGGCGCACCACGUGGCCGCCCACGUCCAGCUGGAGCCGACGCCGGCAACGGCCGCCGACCUCAGCGUGGUGAUCCUGCAGAUGUACGCCGCCAUGGUGGAGCACUUUUGCCGCUCGGGUGGAAGCGGCGCCAAGGACAGCUCACGGGCGGACCACAUCUGCGAGCAGGGCAGCCGCAUGUUGGACGAGGCCAGCGGGGGGUCAGAGCUGGUGAACGUGGCGGAAGUUUUCAACCGGUCGCUGGCGUACGCCGAGAUCGGCGGUAGGGCCAUGUUCAGGGGGUACGAGCUGCGCUCGGUGCUCUGCUACAACUUGGAGCAGUUCGGAUUGUGUCUGAGAAACAUUGAGAACGCCUUGCAGGACGGUGAGGGCGGGAACUUGAACAAGAUUUUGAUGUUGAAGAACUUUUGUCUGGGGCACGGCGAGGGACAGCAGCAAGCUGAUGGGGGAAGAGAGGUUGAGGCCACGCUGAGUCAUGCGGCGAACCCGAUCAUUCCGAACGUUGUAGCGGGGAUUGAACUUGAGGUUAGCGAUGUCUACGGAAGGCACCUCGUGGCUAGGCAGUACUUUGACUUUGGGGACACUUUACUGAUCGACGAUCCGUACGUUGUGGUGGCCGAUCUUGGCCAACAGUACCGCCAAUGCCACCACUGUCUCAAAUUUUGUACGCUGAAACUAGUUCCGUGUCCUGACUGUGUUGAAGUCAUGUUCUGUUCGCCGGAAUGUGCCAAACUCGCCCAACAGAGAUACCAUCGCUUCGAGUGUCCCAUCCUGCGAGGCCUCUACACCCUGGAUAAGAUUGGCCGCAUGGCCAUCCUCGUGGCGAGAAUCGUUUUCACCGCAGUCACUGGGUUCAACGACGACCUGGACGCCCUUCGCGAACACAUCAACCGCAUCGACAAAGGUGUUCAUCCGUUCAUGCUCAACUGGACAACAAUCACCCCUGCGCAACGUUACGCCGCGGUCUACGGACUGGCCUCGAACAAAGGAAUUCGAGACUCGGAAACCAACAACAGCUUCGCGAUCGUGGCCAUUUUCGCGUCCGAAUUCAUGCUGUUCAAAUCACCCGCCAUGGCGUCCCUUGCCAACAACCGGCCCAGGCAGGACCUGAUCCGGGAGCUGGUAUACCACCAUGCGCUCACAGUUGGAACUAGCAUGCGGAUCUCGAACCGGGACCGCAGUCUCGGGGCGUACCCGCUGGCCGGUAUGAUCAACCAUGGCUGCUGCGCCAAUGUGAUGCGGGUGGGACUGCCCGGGGGCAGAGUUGCCAUCGUAGCGACGCGGCAGAUUGCGCCCGGCGAGCAGAUUUUCGAGGAUUACACCACCAACCUCACCGACGCCGCCACGCAGUCGGAACGGCACCACUACCUCCGCUGGGCGUACCAAAUUGACUGUCAAUGUCCGGGCAGUUUCCGCCCCGUGGACGAGCUUACGCAGGCGUGGGAGGAUGGCAUCGCUCGUGCACUGGCCGAGCUUACCGAGGGCGAGCUGAAGCAGUGCGACCGGGACGAUUUGGCCGUACUGAUGGAGCGAUUCCCCACCUGGAUGGGGUUGUUGGAGCCGCGGUUCGCCGAAGGGGCGAAAGUUCGCGACCGGUUUGUCCAGAUGGCGCGCCAGCUGUACGAGCUGGCGUUCAAUGGGCGGCCGGAAGAGGAGCGGUACGGCAGGGCGGGAACGAUUUGACGAGGGUGUCAAGGUGAAGUUUUCUGUUAAAAAGUUUUAUUUUUUAUUCUGAAAUCUGAAUAAAGUAUUUCUUCUUCUGAGUGUGUCACCCUG
This is a messenger RNA of Culex quinquefasciatus (southern house mosquito), 1928 nucleotides long. RefSeq lists its product as uncharacterized. The record is from RefSeq and is a predicted model, not a curated record. NCBI's taxonomy places the organism in Eukaryota, Metazoa, Arthropoda, Insecta, Diptera, Culicidae. Gene Ontology annotation, molecular function: protein binding. Bases 69 to 1835 code for a protein of 588 amino acids. The transcript is spliced from 3 exons.